UUGCUACGCCACCGCGCGCCGGCUAUUUAUGGAGCCCCCGAUCCAUGAAGGCAGGGCACACGCCGACGCCGACGCCGAUCGAGCUAGCUCCCACCGACGUCUUGCAGUCCUACCUCCUCCGUCCCGCCCGCCGCCUCAGAGAUCCGUGAGCCAUGGCCGCUGAGACUGUUGUCCUCAAGGUUGCUAUGUCAUGCGAGGGUUGUGCCGGGGCGGUCAGGAGAGUGCUGUCCAAGAUGGAAGGAGUUGAGACCUUUGACAUAGACCUCAAGGAGCAGAAGGUGACAGUCAAAGGCAAUGUCAAGCCUGAGGAUGUCUUCCAGACAGUUUCCAAGUCGGGGAAGAAGACCUCCUACUGGGAGGGCGAAGCCACAGCCCAGGCUGCUCCGGCGCCUCCAGCUGCAGAAGCAGCUCCCAGCACCGAGGCAGAAGCGCCUGCGGCCGAGGCUGCACCAGAGAUCACCCCAGCCAAAGCUGCUGCACCAGAGAUCGCCCCAGCCAAAUCUGACGCUUGAUCGUCACAUGUGAUGCUGCGACACCUAAACCUUACUCUAGAACUAGCUGGGACACCGAGUCUUGUGCGGUUUGCAUCAUGUUAUUGCCACUCUAGCAAGUGAUUGCGAAUUAUAGAAUAAAUGAUAAACUCAGUGGUGCGCGUGUGUGAUUUCAAGAUGAACAAAUCCCUUGCAGGAUUCUUGUUCAUUACUUUUACCAUUGCUUUCGAGUUCCCCCUAAACACUUGUCCAAGACCCUUUUGUCUGACAAAAAGGGACAUGAGUGCAAUCCAUGUUAAACCUCAUAGCUUGAGGUUUCUAGAUUCUAAUAUGAUCUCUUUCAAUGAUAA
This is a messenger RNA of Panicum hallii, 841 nucleotides long. RefSeq names its product copper transport protein ATX1-like. The record is from RefSeq and is a predicted model, not a curated record. NCBI's taxonomy places the organism in Eukaryota, Viridiplantae, Streptophyta, Magnoliopsida, Poales, Poaceae. The coding region runs from base 153 to 512 and encodes 119 amino acids. The transcript is spliced from 3 exons. Gene Ontology annotation, molecular function: metal ion binding.